GCCGCCGCGCCCCUGCGGGAGAUGGAACAGCGGAACCGGCUCGGCGCCCUCGGAUACCUGCCGCCUCUGCUGCUGCACGCCCUGCUGCUCUACGUGGCCGACGCUACGUUCACCGAAGUCCCCAAAGAUGUGACAGUACGGGAGGGAGACGACAUCGAAAUGCCCUGCGCGUUCCGGGCCAGUGGAGCCACCUCAUAUUCGCUGGAGAUUCAGUGGUGGUAUCUCAAGGAGCCGCCGCGGGAGCUGCUGCACGAGCUGGCGCUCAGCGUGCCCGGCGCCCGGAGCAAGGUAACAAAUAAGGAUGCAACUAAAAUCAGCACGGUGCGCGUCCAGGGCAAUGACAUCUCGCACCGGCUUCGGCUGUCGGCCGUGCGCCUGCAGGACGAGGGCGUGUACGAGUGCCGCGUGUCGGACUACAGCGACGACGACACGCAGGAGCACAAGGCCCAGGCGCUGCUGCGCGUGCUCUCGCGCUUCGCGCCGCCCAACAUGCAGGCUGCCGAGGCUGUGUCGCACAUCCAGAGCAGCGGUCCACGGCGCCACGGCGCCGCCCACCCCAACCACGCGGGCACCGCGGGCCGCACCACCUCUGAGCCCGGCCAAAGCGACAAGAGCCAGCUGCCUGGGAGCCCUCCUGCCGCCCACGGACCCGAAGUCCCCGAGGCCGCUGCCGCCUCCGUGGCCCACACGGCCACCACCACUGUGGCGGCUGCAGCCGCGGCUUCGUCGGCGUCUCCGCCACCCCGCCGGGCGGUGCUUCUGCGCCAGAGACACGGCUCAGGCACUGGCCCUAGCUCUGCCACAGACCCGCUCCUGUCCCUGCUCCUGUUAGCACUGCAUAAGCUCCUUCGCCUGCUGCUGGGGCACUGACAGUCAUGGCAACCUGAGCACCUCAGCAGGCACACUCCUGCCUGCACACCAGAGAGGACCACAUGGCCAGGCAGACACACAGAGACUGAGAAGCAUGAAGAAGUACACACAGAAAAUAAAUAAAUCAUAUUUUUGAGGAAGUCACGCAAACGUAGAACAGCUAAAAUAAUGCAUCUAGUUUCCAAAUAAGAUGGAGUUUGGACCAUGCAAUAAGCAUGGGGUCAAUGAUUUCUCUACUUCAAUGUAUUUUUCUUUUCUACACUUUCCUUCCAAGUCUUCAUGUUGCACGAACUGUUGAGCAGUUAUCUUUAGGAUAAUAUGUAAAAAAUGUUGGGUCAAAGCCUUUCUGACAAAGCAAAAUAUUUUUAGUAGAUUAAUGUGUUUAGGAUUUUUUUUAUUUACUUUUCCUUUGGGGGGUUUUCUUUUUUAUUAAAUUAUUUCUUUUGAGACAUUUUGAUUAAAAAAGGCACAUCAUAAUUAAAAUUCACUGUCAAUAAUAUUUAUUUUUAAAUAAAGAUUGGAAACAAGGUCAGACACUUGUUUAUAAACUGUAUUGUAUAUUGCUGAAUAACAGUUGAAUAAAAAAACAACUUUGAAAUAAC
Heterocephalus glaber (naked mole-rat) is the source of this 1472-nucleotide messenger RNA. It is a transcript of the gene Vstm2b, whose product is annotated as V-set and transmembrane domain containing 2B. Lineage: Eukaryota; Metazoa; Chordata; Mammalia; Rodentia; Bathyergidae. Gene Ontology annotation, cellular component: membrane. The record is from RefSeq and is a predicted model, not a curated record.